Messenger RNA from Drosophila elegans, 657 nucleotides. RefSeq lists its product as uncharacterized. The transcript is spliced from 2 exons. Lineage: Eukaryota; Metazoa; Arthropoda; Insecta; Diptera; Drosophilidae. The record is from RefSeq and is a predicted model, not a curated record. Bases 1 to 657 code for a protein of 218 amino acids.
AUGUUUCGCCCAAAGCAGCAGAACGUUGGAAAGCUCAGUCAGGUCAGCCUGCUGCUGAUCACCCUGACUAGUCCCAUUCACGGACUCCUUCUGUAUCCUGCCUCGACGGUGCUCCAGCUGACCUCAUCGAUCUCCAUACCCGUCGACCUGAACCCCCGCACCAAAGUCUUUAUGGACAUGGGCUUCCAGAUGAACUACAACCUGCCAGCCACGGUGUCCGCCUUCUACAAUGCCACCAUUUGGGCGGAUGAGCUGUCCCGGCGGCAAAAGCGAAAGACCGGAAAAAGCCUUGAAAGCGAUCAGCAGCAGGAUCUGGAGGGUGGGGUGCAUCCGGGCGACUUCACGGCCGGACAACUGUACGCGGGUCUGGAGCACAUGCUGGAGACCUACGGCUUUCACAGAUCCUGUCUCCAGCGCAGUGUUUGUGAACUGGCCCUGCAUCCCUUUGCAGAGGAUCAUUUCUAUGGGAUGGUCACCCAGAUCAUCACCUUUCUGCUCACACCCUCUCAACACGAAGGAUUCACCGAAGACGAGCAGCUCUAUCGUGAAAGAUACGAAAGAGCGGAGCAGAUUGGCUUUCUUGGCGGACAAUGCCAUCGCUCGUAUCCCAGUUGUGAAGUAGAUAUCAUAAACUUAGCCACCCGACUGGUCAGAUGA